Drosophila subobscura is the source of this 2259-nucleotide messenger RNA. Its product is annotated as glucose-6-phosphate 1-epimerase. Gene Ontology annotation, molecular function: isomerase activity; carbohydrate binding. The record is from RefSeq and is a predicted model, not a curated record. Gene Ontology annotation, biological process: carbohydrate metabolic process. The transcript has 8 exons. NCBI's taxonomy places the organism in Eukaryota, Metazoa, Arthropoda, Insecta, Diptera, Drosophilidae. The coding region runs from base 497 to 1417 and encodes 306 amino acids.
GAACCGGUAUUAGUUUCAAUCGGGAAACUGUCUCCGCCACAUCGCAAGCUCGGACAGAGCCGCUCCGCGUCGCAAAGUUUUUUGCACGAGUUUUUUUCACGUAUAUUUGUUCAUUGACAAAAACUCAAGCUGCGCUCCGUACACGCCUGUGAGCCUGUGUGUGUGUGUGUUGUGUUGUGUGGCGCGCGCUUGUGUAGCCGUGCGACUAUUCCUGAGAGUGUGAGUGCGAGUGCGAGUGCGAGCGCUGGGUUGGCUUUGUGUGCAGAAUAAUUUUUGCAAACAUUAUGUAAAUGCGCAAAUUAAAGUUCAAUCGACACUCAGCUCAGCAAUCCGGUCGAAAGGCCAUUUCAAAUUCGAAUCGAGAUUACCUGGCGUUACAUGCCCGAAAGUUACAGUUAUCAACAAAUAAACACAACCCAGAAAAGGGACAACAGUUACACCCGACAGAGGGCGCAGUCAAGGCUCCAGAAAAAAACCGUUAGUACACAAAACAAAUAUGGCCACGACAGCGGCCGCCAUGGCUGCCACCAGCGUCGUCGUUUUGGAUCGUGGCAAUAAUACGACCUGCACCAUCAACUUGCAUGGUGCCACAGUUGUCUCCUGGCGAGUGAACAACCAGGAGCAGUUGUUCGUUAGCAAGCUGGCCUCAUUUGAUGGCAAGAAGGCGAUACGUGGCGGGAUUCCCUUUGUCUUUCCUCAGUUUGGUCCUUGGUCGUUUGGGCCGCAGCAUGGAUUCGCCAGGAUCACGCGGUGGCAUCUGGAGCGGGCGCCGGAUAGGCUGCACAACGGCGACGUCGAGGCCAUAUUCUCGCUGAUGGACAACGAGUUCACGCGCUCCAUUUGGAACUACCAAUUUCGCAUCACCUACCGCCUCAUUCUGCGCGAAAAGGAGCUUCACUUUCACAUUGGCGUCUACAAUCCAAGCAAGGAGCUGAGCUUCUCCUUCAACAUGCUGCUGCACACUUAUCUGAAGGUGCCCGACGUGCGCCGCUGCCAGAUCACGGGCCUGCACGGCUGCCACUUCAUCGAUAAGACGCGGGAGAACGCUCUGUACCAGGAGGGGCGCGAGGUGGUAACCGUAAACGAGUGGACAGAUCGUAUUUACCAGCACACACCGCAGGAGCACGUCAUCACCAACGUCGUCUCCGGCCGCAAGAUGAGACUGCACAAGUACAAUUUCCCCGACACGGUCAUCUGGAAUCCCUGGAUCGAUCGUUCGCGAGAGAUGAGCGACUUUGGCGAUGAUGAGUUCCCCAACAUGCUAUGCGUGGAGGCGGGCAAUGUGACUUCGCCCGUGAUCCUGCUGCCGGGCACAGCUUUCGAGGCCAGCCAGAUCCUACAGCAAUUCAAGUGUCCCUAUGUUAUAGCAAUUAAUGCACCCAAGAAAUCAAGAAAGAAGUCCCAGUCCCGCUUAUAGACUCCCGCUUUAGGCUGUACACGAGCGUGGGACUGGUACUUGGUUCCUAGUUUCUGUUUAUUUUCGGUUGCUGUCUGAGCCUUGGGCUGUAGCUUGAUAAAUCGCUCAAAAAAGAUCGAAGAGGGCUUAUUUACACAGGACUCUGUCAGAACUUCAUUCCUCAGUCGCUCCGUGUUCAGCUCGUCGGUUAGCUUGACGCUCAAUUUGGCCAGUUUCUAGUACUUAUUCCCCCAACAAGCAACGAGGACUAGCCAAUUUCGCUGUAGCGAUUAAAUAAAAAACAAACAAAAACUAAAUUAUUUACUUUGCUUGCACAGAUCAUCAUCGAGGGGAAUGUCAGUCGCAAAACCAAAAGGAAUCGCUAGCGUUUAAAGAAUCGGAACCCCAUGAGGUAAACCGAUUCGCAAAAAACUUAAAGCGCACUUUUCAAGGAAGUUCACACCUCCCCAACACAAAGGAGGAGUGCCCAGAAAGAACAGAGAGGCAACGGGAGAGAUAGAAAACAGUUUCGGUUGUUCUCGCAUGGAAUUUAGAAUCUAACCUUUAUUAUUAAGUAAACGUAAAUCCUUCUCUAGCAAUAGCAAUGUGUGUUGUGCAAAGAAAUCAAAGGGAAAAGUAAUUCCUAACCUACUCGUAGUUUUCCAUCCUAAGUUCGUGCCUAACUGAAUGCCGAAACCGCAAGCAGUGCUCUCCUUGGGCUAGAAGUAACUGUCGCCUUAUGUGUGCUUUCAAAGAGUCAAAAAAUAUCAUAUGGCAGCACGGCAACGGUUGAACCAUCUUUUAUGCAAGUCCUUCCAGUCUUGCACGAUUAUUUGGCAUUACGGAUAGUUCGGUUUCAUAAA